ACAUGGAAGUACACGCUAAUGUUGUCGGAAUCUCAUUUCUUUGCUACUAAUUUUGGGAAUGUGUACAUAUUAAUUCAAACGUUAAUCCGUAAGAAUGCUCAUAUCAUUGGUCGUUUUAAAGUUUGAGAUUGAUGACGAUUAUUCUCUUUCCGACACAUAUUCAUACACAGCAUUAAAGUAUGUGAUGGCACAAACGGAGGGUGCAGUCUCCUCUACAUCACCCAGUGGAGAAUCCUCUGAACCACAUCUGCAAGCAUUCACAUAUGCUGAUGUCGUAUCCGAGACAAAGCUGACCGCAGAACGACUAAAGGCUCUACGUGGGAAACGAGACAUGCAGGAAAUCUCUAUUGAAACUGUAUAUGAAGAAGGUGUGGCUACUGACAGUGAUGGAGCCCCGGCUGCAAUAGCCACGCCGCUUGAAGAUGCAACGGAGAUUUCUGAGCAUGGUUCCAUCACUGACGAUGUACAAGUAGCUGCAGGAGCAGAUAACCUUGAUGCAUGGAAGGUCGUUAACAGAGGACCUGUGCCCGAUUUUAGGCCGCAGAGGAAGCAGUCGUGUGAGCAGCUGAUGUCGUCGGAAUUGUCACGAGCUUCGUCGGAAGAGACCACACAUUCGUCACGACCCAGCAGCGGAAAGUCACGGCACGGCAGCGACAGUCCGACCGCUCGCUUGCUGCCGGCAAAGAUCCCCUUCUACAGUGGUAACCCAGCAGUCGAGGUGACAAAGGGAAUCCUACAUCUGUUUAAGGAAAAUCAGCUGAUUUCGCUGAAAGAUGAGGUUGCUCGAAGUGAGAUGGUGUGUAUGCUCGCCGUGCCAGCGUUCCUGUCUGCCCACGACAUCCUACAAUUCACGGCCCCUGUCAGGCCAAACAUUCAGUACAUCAGGAUAAUCCGCAACCAGACGCCCAACGAAUACAUGGUUCUAGUGAAGUUUCAUCACCAGAGUCACGCCGAUGAGUUCUACAAGACGUUCUCUGGAAUUCCGUUCAACUCGCUCGAGCCAGAUCGAUGUCAUCUAGUCUACGUCUCUAAGGUGGAGAUCCAGAGUUCUCAGGAUGCAAACGUGCUAGAGCCUGGACUCACUGAGCUACCAACAUGUCCCGUGUGUCUGGAGAGAAUGGAUGAAUCUGUGAACGGAAUCCUAACGAUUCUUUGCAACCAUUCUUUUCACGAUGGUUGCCUAUUCAAAUGGUCUGACUCAACCUGUCCUGUAUGCCGCUAUACACAAACUCCGGAACAGGUGGCUGACAACAACUGCUUUCAGUGUGGACACAAGGAGGAUUUGUGGUUAUGUCUCAUAUGUGGCCACGUUGGUUGUGGGAGAUAUGCCCAAGCACACGCUUUCAGGCAUUUCGGAGAGACGCAGCACACCUACUCCAUGCAGCUGGGGGCUAACAGGGUGUGGGACUACGUAGGUGACAACUAUGUUCACCGGCUUCUGCAGAACAAGACCGACGGCAAGCUUGUGCAGUACGAGGCGCGUGGAGAGAGUGAUCUACAGGAUGAGAAGCUAGACUCUAUUACCUUAGAGUACACGUAUCUUCUCACAAGUCAACUAGAAUCUCAGAGGCUUUACUUUGAGGACAAGAUGAGUUUGAUUGAGAGGGAUGCCUAUGAUAGGAUUGCUGAGCUGGAGAGUCGAGCGAAGUCGGUGGUGGAAGAAUGUGAGAAGCUUCAGCAGCGUGUGAACACACUGAGCAAGGAAAAGCAAGGCUUGGACAAGAAGAACACGAACUUGCUGACAAAAUUUAAUAAAGUUAUGGCUGAGCUUCAAGAGGAAAAGGAGAUGAACAAGUUUUUGAGGGAGAACCAGCAGCAGUGGCAGGAUAAGGUCACGCGGCUGGAUUACCAGAUGAGAAGCAUGUCACUGGAAAGAGAUACUGAGAUCGCGGAUCUGAAGGAGCAGCUGAGGGAUGUGAUGUUCUAUCUGGAGGCUCAGGAUAAGAUCAAGCAGGUGCCGGAAGAUGCUCGGCACGACAUCGAGGACGGUCAUGUAACCGUCGGCGCCGCCGCUCCCUCUCCCUCGCAGGGAAGCAGUCGCCGCGGGCGACGGAAAAAAUAGCCGGGCGUCAAGUUCUCCUCGGGUGAGCUCGUUUUUGUAUAUAUAUAUUAUGUCGAUGGUUGCCUGUGACGGAUUCCCUGGACAGAGUGGGUUGCUGGUACGUUGCUGUGAGUAAUGUAAUGUUAGUAAUGGUGCGGUGUGACGUCGCACGCAAGGGUGCGUCCCGUUCUGGAAAAUGAAUCCUGAAAUUAUGACGUUGCAUAUCCCGGAUGUUUUAGUGAUGAUGGGAGGCAGACGUGUUGCUGUCGUGUUGGUGCUGCAAUGUCUGGACUGUUGGUGCUGCAAUGUCUGGACUGUUGGUGCUGCAAUGUCUGGACUGUUGGUGCUGCACUGUCUGUCUGGGACAAUGCAAGUAUUCCGCGCGUGAACAGGAAAACACGGCGAGGUUGUGAAAUGCGCUUUUAUGGGAUUUAUUACAAGACGUUGCUAGUGUAUUUAUUCUCGUAGGUUACCCAUCAGUAACUCCUCUAUGUAACUCAAUCGUAAAUUAAAAGUGAAAAGAGACGUGACUCCUCUAGUCUAAGCUAGUAGAAGCAGAGGCUUUGCUAUCUGGUGGUGGAGAACAGUUGGUGGAGAACGCAGGGUUCUUCCCAGGCCUUUAACGCAGGUCGGUUCCGGCAUGCCUUCACAGCUAAAGCUAAUUUGUGACACAUCCCAUACAUCCUACGACAUGCCUUAAUUUUCUAAUUGACGUGCCUUAAUUUUCAGCUGCGUUUACUUUUGAUCAUGACAAUCACACACACAAUCAUGUUGUGUUUUCAUGGCUUGAUAUAUAUGUCUCUAAAUUGACUGAGUUUAUCUGGGUUUUUUUUGGGGGGGGGCGCUUGCAAUACCCGUGAUUGACUCUGAUUAGCAAUGAGGGAUAUAUUGCUCUAUUGCCCGGCAUGCCUUCAGAAAUUGCUAGGGAGUACCCUGGAAUGUAUGAAGUGAUGUUAUUCCCUCUGUGAUGGGAGAAUUGUUACACUUGGAGAUGUCUCGUUGCGGCUUAAAACUGUAAAGGUUUGUCAAAACCAAUAAGUCAUACAGUGUCAUAUAGAUAAUUGGAGAUGUAAACUUCAUUACGGUACUCCAUGCCUAAUAUGUGUAUAAUGUCGCUCAAUUAUAUACAAUAUAGUUAAUGAAAUCGCGUACUAGACACGUGUGCUGUCUAAACACAAGGUUUAGUUGUUCGUUAAAGAACAACUCACUGGUUACAGUGUAUUUAAUGUGUGUUAUGUCAAUGUCAGUAGCAGCCAGCCAAUUAGUAAACCGCUCAAAAAAAUUGGGUAACACGGGUUAUUUCGUAUACCGACGUUACAAUGGGUGAGUGUGUGACUCGAUUUAAAUGACGUAAAGGUCCAACCAUGGUGAUUUAUUAGGAAAUCACAGUUUAAUCUGAUUAUUGUUGAUAACAUUGUUGAAGCCUCACGUUACGUGAUGAAAAUUAAGUAAGGUUGGUAAGAGAAUUCAUGUUAACGGUAUAUCUUCUGCUUCCAUGCUUGUUCUUGUUACCAGCAGCGGCAUCUGCUAUAUACCGAGCAUGAUAACGGUAGCAAACGCCAUCGCAAUGCUGAUCAAAAAAAGACACGCACGUCAUGUAGGCUCUAAUUUUAAAUGCGCGCUUUGAUGAUUUUGGAUAUUUUCGCCGUGUAGUUGUAUCGAUAUUUUGCGAAGUUGCACAUGUAAAUUGUGGCAGGCUGUGUAAAUAAAGCUAUAAUAAAUAUUAU
Messenger RNA from Priapulus caudatus, 3768 nucleotides. Its product is annotated as BRCA1-associated protein-like. The coding region runs from base 95 to 2062 and encodes 655 amino acids. Gene Ontology annotation, molecular function: zinc ion binding; ubiquitin protein ligase activity. Gene Ontology annotation, biological process: Ras protein signal transduction; protein ubiquitination. The record is from RefSeq and is a predicted model, not a curated record. The transcript is spliced from 17 exons. Lineage: Eukaryota; Metazoa; Priapulida; Priapulimorpha; Priapulimorphida; Priapulidae. Gene Ontology annotation, cellular component: cytoplasm.